Messenger RNA from Caenorhabditis remanei, 1248 nucleotides. RefSeq lists its product as uncharacterized. Gene Ontology annotation, biological process: pyruvate decarboxylation to acetyl-CoA. The transcript is spliced from 3 exons. Gene Ontology annotation, molecular function: pyruvate dehydrogenase (acetyl-transferring) activity. Bases 1 to 1248 code for a protein of 415 amino acids. Gene Ontology annotation, cellular component: intracellular membrane-bounded organelle. NCBI's taxonomy places the organism in Eukaryota, Metazoa, Nematoda, Chromadorea, Rhabditida, Rhabditidae. The record is from RefSeq and is a predicted model, not a curated record.
AUGCCAUUUUUCAGUAGCUUGGUACAACUGGAACGUAUUUGGUCGACAACAAUGGCUCUGUUCGCGAGACAAAUUCAAUCGCUUACAGCCGGAGGACUCCGCACGCAGCAAGUUCGUCUUGCAAGCAGCACUGAGGUGUCGUUCCACACGAAACCAUGCAAACUCCACAAACUUGACAGCGGACCGAAUACCUCCGUCACCUUGAAUAAGGAGGAUGCUCUCAAGUACUACCGUGACAUGCAGGUCAUUCGUCGUAUGGAAUCUGCUGCCGGAAACUUGUACAAAGAGAAGAAGAUUCGUGGAUUCUGUCAUUUGUACUCUGGACAAGAGGCUUGCGCCGUUGGAAUGAAAGCUGCUAUGACUGAAGGAGACGCUGUCAUCACUGCAUACCGUUGUCACGGAUGGACUUGGCUUCUCGGAGCAACAGUGACUGAAGUGCUCGCUGAGUUGACAGGAAGAAUUGCUGGAAACGUGCACGGAAAGGGAGGAUCCAUGCACAUGUACACCAAGAACUUCUACGGAGGAAACGGAAUUGUCGGAGCUCAACAACCACUCGGAGCUGGAGUUGCUUUGGCCAUGAAAUACCGUGAGCAAAAGAAUGUCUGUGUCACUUUGUACGGAGACGGUGCCGCCAAUCAAGGACAGCUUUUCGAAGCUACCAACAUGGCUAAACUCUGGGAUUUGCCAGUUCUGUUCGUCUGUGAAAACAACGGAUUUGGAAUGGGAACCCCUGUUGAGCGUGCUUCUGCUUCCACCGAGUAUUACACCAGAGGAGACUACGUUCCCGGAAUCUGGGUCGACGGAAUGGACAUUCUUGCUGUCCGCGAAGCCACCAAGUGGGCAAAGGAGUACUGUGACAGUGGCAAGGGACCACUUAUGAUGGAAAUGGCCACCUACAGAUACCACGGUCACUCUAUGUCUGAUCCAGGAACCAGCUACCGUUCUCGUGAAGAGAUUCAAGAGGUUCGUAAGACCAGAGAUCCAAUCACCGGAUUCAAGGAUCGCAUCAUCACCUCUUCAUUGGCUACCGAAGAAGAGCUCAAGGCUAUCGAUAAGGAAGUUCGUAAAGAAGUCGACGAGGCGCUCAAGAUUGCCACAUCCGAUGGAGUUCUCCCACCAGAGGCUCUUUACACUGACAUUUAUCACAAUACACCAGCUCAAACUAUCCGCGGAGCCACCAUUGACGAGACUAUCGUCCAGCCGUACAAAACUUCUGCCGACCUUCUCAAGGCUAUUGGAAGAGCAUAA